Molecule: messenger RNA, 1097 nt
Organism: Zingiber officinale
Lineage: Eukaryota; Viridiplantae; Streptophyta; Magnoliopsida; Zingiberales; Zingiberaceae
Product: lipid phosphate phosphatase gamma-like
Exons: 3
Coding region: 98-778 (226 amino acids)
Biological process (GO): protein N-linked glycosylation; lipid biosynthetic process
Cellular component (GO): endoplasmic reticulum membrane; intracellular membrane-bounded organelle
Molecular function (GO): dolichyldiphosphatase activity
Source: RefSeq, a predicted model, not a curated record
ACCAACAACUGUCUCUAUUUCUUCUUCUCCUCGAGGAGGCGGAACAAUUCAGCGUGCGUCUUCCUCCUGCGAUCCACCGACGCUCCCAUAUCGAGAGAUGGACGAGGGACCGGAAGUGGCGUCUCUGAAGGCUGUGACGCUGACCCACGUUCGGUACCGGCGAGGCGAUUCCUUGGGCCACUUCCUGGCGUGGGUCUCCCUCAUCCCGGUCUUCAUCAGCCUCGGCGGCUUUGUGUCUCACUUCAUCUUCCGCCGGGAACUGCAGGGCGUCUUCUUCUCCCUUGGCCUUAUCCUUUCCCAGUUCCUCAACGAGCUUAUCAAAUCCUCCAUCCAGCAGUCGCGUCCCUCGGCGAUGUGCGCCGCCCUAGAGGUUUGCGACUCCCACGGAUGGCCAUCCAGUCACUCCCAAUAUAUGUUCUUCUUCGCUUCCUACUUCACCCUCCUCUGCCUUCUCAACGGCGCCGGAACCUCCUCCCCUAGAUCCAGGCGUCUCCUCGCCCUCCUUCCCUGGCCGGCUGCCUUCCUCACCCUCUAUUCCCGAGUUUAUCUCGGCUACCACACUGUUGCCCAGGUUAUUGCCGGAGCGACGCUCGGAAUGGUGCUCGGUGCCGUCUGGUUUUGGAUAGUGAACACUAUGCUCGUGGACUACUUUCCGGCAAUCGAGGAGAGCGCAGUUGGGAGGUUCUUUUACAUCAAGGACUCCUCGCACAUCCCGAACGUGCUAGAGUUCGAGUACAACAAUGCUAGGGCUUUCCGGAAGAAGUUAGCAAAAGAUUGAAAGCGAGUCUUUGUUUAUCAAUAGGACUGGAUAACCUUUGACUGAAAUUCAACGAGAAGAAAGGAAUAUUUAGACUACAAAGGCGCACAGAAUUCUUAAAGAAUGAUAUUUGUUCUGAUCUUUUUGUUUCUUCUAGUUUGACAGUUGGUUUGUGUAAAGACUUAUUGAGUUCUUUAAAACAAGACGAUCAGAUCUUCUUCUAUUAAUUAUGACAUGCUUCAAUUUCCAUUUAACUCUUUAUUUGAGAGUACUUGUAAUUUGCAUACUGUGUAGCUAUUCUUAUCUUCUCACUACAUCAGUAAUAUUGAGUAUAAGAGAA